Messenger RNA from Botrytis fragariae, 546 nucleotides. RefSeq lists its product as uncharacterized. The transcript has a single exon. Lineage: Eukaryota; Fungi; Ascomycota; Leotiomycetes; Helotiales; Sclerotiniaceae. The coding region runs from base 1 to 546 and encodes 181 amino acids. The record is from RefSeq and is a predicted model, not a curated record.
AUGUCUUCCAGAUCUCCCUCUCGAAGAAAUCCCACCGGCAACGAAGGAGGAAAACGCAAACACAGAGAAUCCAGUAGCGUUUCAUCUGGCAAUAGCAAUAUCAAUGGCAAGAAGAAAGAACGUGCCAAGCCUCCCAAAGAUCGUGCAAGAACUGAAGCAGGCCCCUCUUCAACAAAACGUUCGGACUCUCAAGAUUCAAGGAAAAGCUCAGAGAAAUCCCAGUGGUCUUCAGAUGGCGAGCUUCCGGAAGGUGUUACGAGCGCGACAGAUCUAGCCCUCCACCGGAACCGAGGAAAUCGCCAGGCAUCAAAUGAUAGUCCACCGCCUCCACGCUCCCCACCUAAACUUCAAAGAGAAAAGUCUCUAGACUCUUUUCCUUCUUUGAGUGAGACGCAAAGCGAGAAGAUUGAAUCAGAUAUUAAGCGUAUACGAAUGAAGAGAGAUUGGCUGGACCUCAAUAGCUCAGCGGACAGAGAAGCAAAGCGUCGAUACGACCGCCAAAUUGAAGAAUCUGAAGAACGAUUGAGGCAAUUAAGGAGAGGUUGA